AUGGUAGCCCCGGUCUCUGCCGGAGCAACUACGGCGGCCCAGUCCAAGCCGGGUCGGUCCUCCAGCACCCACCCAUCGCACUCUCACAAUGUGCCCUUGAGCGCUCGCCGAUCAGCUCCUCUGGAUCUAUCGACUGUUGAGCGGCGUGGGCAGCCCAAUACUCCUCGCGAACCGUCCAAACGUGUACGUCCACAUGGCUUGCCCGAGGCCCCGACUUUUCGCCCAACAGAGGAGGAAUUCAAGGAUCCGGUAGCAUACAUCCAGAAGAUUGCUCCCGAGGGCAAGAAAUAUGGUAUUUGCAGAGUGGUGCCGCCAGAGAACUGGCAACCGCCCUUUGCAAUCGACACAGAGCGUUUUCACUUCAAGACCCGUCGACAGGAGCUCAACUCUGUCGAAGGAGGUAUGGCCCCGCGUCCAGCUGUUUUUGCUGCCGGUGGAGCCACUCCGCAGCCUAAUUCUGACCCGAAAUUCCACGCAGGAAACCGCGCCAACAUGAACUACACCGAUCAACUUGCCAUGUUUCACAAGCAACACGGGACGAACUACAGCCGGCUCCCCAGCGUCGAUAAGCGCCCACUGGAUCUCUACAAGUUGAAAAAGGCCGUCGAGGUUCGUGGUGGCUUCGAGCAGGUCUGUAAGACUAAGAAAUGGGCGGAAAUCGGCCGUGACCUCGGAUACAGCGGCAAAAUCAUGUCCUCUUUAUCGACCUCCCUCAAGAACUCCUACCAGCGAUAUCUGCAACCGUAUGAGGAGUGGCUGCGUGUUGCCAAGCCUGGCGUACAGCAGCAAUUGGAGCAAGAACAGGGUGGACCGUACACACCGUCUCCGCGCCAGUCGCCAAUGACCAAGAAGUCUGUGGCGGAAGAGAACGGAACUCCUUCGAAGACACGCCCCGGAACCCCUACGCCGCGUCCGAGUGCAGGUCCAAAUACUCCGAUGGAGAAAUCACCGGAAAAACCUACACCCUCCGUCGAGCCGACACCCCCGACCCGACCGACGUCAGGAUUCACAUCGGUAAAUUCUGGUGUCGGUGGAUUUACCGCCGUGAACCACUCUCCAUCUUUCGUGUCUGUGAAUAACGGUCCCACAAUCAAGCACGAGACCGAGAAUGGAAUUUCGACUCCCGGCAGUGUAGCCGAGCAUUCAUCCAUCUCAACGCCAGUCCCUAAUGGCCAGGCAGGGCAACCCGCCAAGCGUGCCAUCAGCCAUGACAGUGCGUCUCAGGCGGAAAAUGGCGAUGCCGAUGGAGGGAACGGAAGGCGCAGCAAGCGUUUGAAGAAAGACGGGGCGCCACCGACGGUUUCGGGGUCUCAUAUGUCCGUUCUUCGUCCAGCUGGGCCCAAACGUAAGGACGGCCCUCGCCGAACCGGAGAUAAAUGUGAAACAUGUGGCAAGUCCGACAAUCGCUCUGCGAUCCUUGUAUGCGAUAAUUGUGAGCUCGGCUAUCACAAAACGUGUCUGGAUCCCUCCACGACGACAGGGCCCGAACAGGACUGGCAUUGUCCAAGGUGCUUGGUUGGAAACGGAGAAUUCGGAUUUGAAGAUGGAGGUGUCUAUUCGCUCAAACAAUUCCAAGAGAAGGCCAACGACUUCAAGAAGAAGUAUUUCGCUUCGAAGAUGCCGUUCGACCCCGUACUCAAUACGCACCGCCGCGAGACCGAAGAUGAUGUGGAGGCCGAAUUCUGGAAGCUCGUGGUGGACUUGCAUGAGACCGUGGAAGUGGAAUAUGGUGCAGAUAUUCAUUCGACUACUCAUGGAAGCGGCUUUCCAACGAUUGAGCGGAAUCCACUUGAUCCGCAUUCCUCUGAUCCGUGGAAUUUGAACGUCCUCCCUUUCUAUGGGGAUUCGCUUUUCCGUCACAUCAAGUCUGACGUCUCCGGCAUGACGGUGCCUUGGGUCUAUGUCGGAAUGUGUUUCUCGACCUUUUGCUGGCACAACGAGGAUCAUUAUGCCUAUUCGGCCAACUACCAACACUUCGGCGCAACCAAAACUUGGUAUGGAAUUCCUGGAGCCGAUGCUGAGGCGUUCGAAAAAGCCAUGAAAGAGGCCGUUCCGGAGCUGUUCGAAGGUCAACCCGAUCUUCUUUUCCAGCUGGUCACCUUAAUGCCGCCAGACAAGCUGCGCAAGGCUGGUGUCAAUGUCUAUGCGAUAGAUCAGAGAGCUGGCCAGUUCGUCCUCACGUUCCCCCAGGCGUACCAUGCGGGGUUCAACCACGGAUUCAACUUCAACGAGGCCGUCAACUUUGCCCCUGCAGACUGGGAACCAUGGGGAGCGAUGGGUGUCGAACGGCUGCAAUCUUUUCGCAAGCACCCGUGCUUCUCCCAUGACGAGCUUCUACUCACGGCGGCUGCUCGCGAUACAUCCAUCACCACCGCCAAGUGGCUGGCUCCUGCUCUCGAACGGACCACCACGAGAGAGCUAAAUGACCGCGCAGCGUUCCUAGCCCGUCACAAGGAGGUCACACCCCAUAACUGUACCCUUGGCACUGACUCCCCAACUGGUGAUUGUCAGCUCACAUUUUUGGUCGAGGAGAAAGACCUCCCCGAGGAGGAUUACCAGUGCCAGUACUGCAAGGCUUACACUUAUCUCACGCAGUUCCGCUGUCACAAGUCAGAGAAGACCCUUUGCUUGUUGCAUGUGGAGACCUAUGACUGUUGCGGUGAAUCCUUUGCACAGAAGCUACUUGGACCAGGCCAUACCUUGCGCUAUCGCCUAACCGACGACGCAAUGAAGGAACUAGUCCAGAAAGUGCAGGAGCGCUCCAAAAUCCCGGAACUAUGGAACGAAAAGCUUGACAGGACCCUGGAGGACGAACCAAAGCCACAGCUGAAGUCCCUUCAUAACUUACUUAGUGAAGGUGAGAAAAUCCCAUACCACCUGCCUGGCCUCCAAGAUCUUGCGGCCUUCGUCCAGCGUUGCGAUAAGUGGGUUGAAGAAGCGAACAAUUACAUUACCCGGAAGCAGCAGAACCGGAGAAAAAACGAGAAAGCAUGGCGCCGAGGCAGCUCCAAGGCGGCGCAGCUGGACGAUCGGGAUCGUGAAGUCCGCAGAGUGGAACACAUCUACGCCCUUCUGGCAGAGGCUGAUAAACUUUCCUUCGACUGUCCACAGAUGGCGGCUCUGGAAGAGAAGACCCGCGAAAUCGAGAAGUUCCGCAAGGACGUUAGCGCUGCUCUGAUGAACCCGCAUCUCCGAUCGAGCCAGGAAAUUGAGGAGUUGGUGGAAUCUGGCCGCAAUUUCAACGUGGACAUCCCGGAAGUGGAGCACCUGGAACGGAUUGUGCGCCAAAUGAAAUGGACCGAUGAGGCACGGCAGAGACGAGACAAGCACCUCACCCUCAAGGACUGCCAUGAGAUUGUCUCCAAUGGAGAACAGUUGGGACUUUCCGACAGCAACGAACUUCUGCGUCAUUUCCAAGAGCUCCGUCGCCAUGGUGAGGCGUGGGAGGCCAAGGCCCAAGAACUGAUGGCGGUCGAUGCUGUCCACUACCAGCAGUUGGAGGCGCUCUCGGCCCAGGCUUCCCGUUUCCCGGUCUCCCCGGAUACUUUGGCCUCUGUGGAGGCCAUCCUGACCAAACAACGCGAGGCCCAGAAGCGGAUCCAGGACCUCUAUGAACGCAGCAAGGACUCCGACAUGAAAAAUCGCCCAAAGUAUAAGGAAGUCCGUGAGCUCACAGAGUCAUUGGAACAGUUGAAUAGUCGACCCAUCGGGGCGAUUGAUUUGGAGCGCGAACAGAAGCGCCACGAGGACUGGAUGCGGAAAGGCAAGAAGCUGUUUGGCAAGGCCAAUGCUCCUCUUCAUAUUUUAAAGUCGCAUAUGGAGUAUGUCGACAAGCGGAAUGUGUAUUGCUUCGAUCUGCAGGACAGCUAUCGUCCGCCUGUGGAACCUUCGUCGCGGCACAAUACCCCAGACGGUUUACUUGAGAACCCCACAACCAACAUGUUUGGUCCGAAAUCGGAGAAAGGAGAUGUGUUCUGCAUUUGCAGACACAAGGAGUCUGGAAUGAUGAUUGAAUGUGAAGUCUGCCACGAGUGGUACCACGGUAAAUGUUUGAAGAUCGCUCGAGGCAAGGUCAAGGAAUUCGACAAGUACACCUGUCCCAUCUGCGACUGGAGGCAGAAGAUCCCGCGCGAUGCAGCACGUCCCAAACUGGAAGAUCUUCAGGACUGGCAGGCUGAGAUCGCGGGUCUGCCUUUCCAGCCCGAUGAAGAGGAAGUUCUGGACAGUAUAGUCAGCCACGCAUCUGCAUUCCGCGAUUUCCUUCAGGGCUUCACCAAUGCUACCUGCACGACUACCGAGGAGGUGCCUACCUUGAUCUUCUACCUGCGGAAGAUUGAGGGCGCCGAGGUGCUUUUGGCCUACGAGACGAAUUUCUUCCGGCAAGAGAUUCAUAAAUGGGCACCGGUUGCUCCAGAGCCGCCACCAAUUCUGGAGCAGUCAUUGUCAACACGGAAGCCGCGUCCUACCAAGCAGCAAAAGAUCAUGGCCCAGCUGGGCGUCGACCGCCCCGAAGAUCUUCCGGAGCAUCUUCGUCCGAAGAUUACCAACUCCGCCAAACGCAAGUCGGUCGAUACCCAGGUGGCACGGCCGACAUCUUUGCAGCCAGCCCCAACACCGACGACCGACAGCAGCGCUCCACCGGAACCGACCACCGCCGGGCCUACCCUGACGCCUAUGUCGGAAUCCAACAAUGCGUCCUACCCUUUCUCUGCCAACUAUACUCUGCCGGGCAGUGAUUCCACCCCGGCGUUUGCUCCGGGGACCUCUUCUGCGUUUUUGCCUCAUGCAGAUGCCAAUUCACCGUCAUUCCUUCCGCGGUCACCCACCCCGCACCAGCAGGGCUUGGAGACUUCGUUGUUCAGCCCACCGCGCUUCAAUCGGGAUGCGACGAGCGGUCCUUCGGGUGUCGAUGUUGAUAGCAACAUGCCGUUCGUGAGCAGCAGUCCUCGCCAAAACCUCGAUGAUGUCUUUGCGGAUCUAACGAAUCAAGAUCCCGAGCUUGAGUCCGAGGCGGGGCCUUCCCAGGUCGAUCAGCCUGAUCCGGAGCCGUUGGAGAACACUCAUGCCGCCGACGCUCUUGAGGCUAUGGAUGUCGGCAACGGGAGCAGCCGCGCCGGGUCGGUCCACAAGGAUGCUGCUCCCAGCGGUGGCGCUGCUCCCAGUACAACCAAUGGUGAGAACGAAGCCACCACCAUCGCUGCCACCACCCAAGCAGAAUCCUGA
This is a messenger RNA of Penicillium lagena, 5223 nucleotides long. RefSeq lists its product as uncharacterized. Lineage: Eukaryota; Fungi; Ascomycota; Eurotiomycetes; Eurotiales; Aspergillaceae. The transcript is spliced from 4 exons. Gene Ontology annotation, molecular function: DNA binding; histone demethylase activity. The coding region runs from base 1 to 5223 and encodes 1740 amino acids. Gene Ontology annotation, cellular component: nucleus. Gene Ontology annotation, biological process: chromatin remodeling. The record is from RefSeq and is a predicted model, not a curated record.